CGUUUCCACUUCCGCCGCCAUUUCCGCUUCCGGCAGUGGUAAUCGCGAUGUCGGCGCUGGCAGCGAAUCCCAACAACCCCGUGGUUUUCUUCGAUGUAACCAUCGGCGGGCAGGAGGUCGGCCGCAUGAAGAUCGAGCUGUUUGCAGAUGUUGUACCCAAAACAGCAGAGAACUUCAGGCAGUUUUGUACAGGUGAAUUCAGGAAAGAUGGUGUCCCUAUAGGUUAUAAAGGAAGCACUUUCCACAGGGUAAUAAAGGAUUUCAUGAUCCAAGGAGGUGACUUCGUAAAUGGAGAUGGCACUGGAGUAGCCAGUAUAUAUAGAGGUCCUUUUGCAGAUGAAAACUUCAAGCUGAAACACUCUGCUCCUGGGCUGCUUUCUAUGGCAAACAGUGGUCCGAGUACCAACGGCUGCCAGUUCUUCAUUACGUGCUCCAAGUGUGACUGGUUGGAUGGGAAACAUGUUGUGUUCGGUAAAAUUGUCGAUGGGCUGUUGGUCAUGAGAAAAAUUGAAAACGUGCCAACAGGUCCCAAUAACAAACCCAAGUUGCCAGUUGUGAUCUCUCAGUGUGGGGAAAUGUGAAGCAAUGAAAAAGCAAUGUGUGUUCCUUUACUGGUGAUUAGACCUGUGCUGGCUCUAUGCAAUUCGAAGUCCAGCCAGCUCAUCUACUGCCCCAGACUUCUCCACAGGCCAGAUCCAUCCUCUUGAGGUUCUCCUGAAAUUAUUUAAUAAUGGGCAUCUUUUUUUUUCUUUUUUUUUUCCUUUUUUUUUUUUUUUACAUUUUGAAAUGUUAAUAAAGAAUUUUUUUAACA
This is a messenger RNA of Passer domesticus (house sparrow), 811 nucleotides long. RefSeq names its product peptidylprolyl isomerase H (gene PPIH). The record is from RefSeq and is a predicted model, not a curated record. Gene Ontology annotation, cellular component: intracellular membrane-bounded organelle. Bases 48 to 581 code for a protein of 177 amino acids. NCBI's taxonomy places the organism in Eukaryota, Metazoa, Chordata, Aves, Passeriformes, Passeridae. The transcript has 10 exons. Gene Ontology annotation, molecular function: peptidyl-prolyl cis-trans isomerase activity. Gene Ontology annotation, biological process: protein folding; protein peptidyl-prolyl isomerization.